AUGCUGGGGCUCCCAGCGUGGCCCUGCUCGCUUUUCCUCCUCCUAGUUCUGCUCUCUGCCAGCGUACAAGCGAUGUCCUCAUCAGGACAAAGGCUCCAGGUGCUCCUUUCCCAUCUGCUGCCCUCGGACUCCGAAUCCUUGCCGGCCGAGGAGGACAUGAAAGAGGGGUCCAGCUCUGAGCCACAGCUGCUCUCCCCCCCACUGCCGCUCCUCCUGUCCGGGGCCCGAGCUGUGCAUCCCCUGCACUGGCGCAAGGCCCUCGCCAGUCGCAAGAGAGCUCUCUCUGGAGACUGGGCCUGGAAGGCCGUGCCCCGGGGCUGCUUUGGGCUGAAAAUGGACCGCAUUGGGGCCUUCAGCGGGUUGGGCUGUUAGCCUGGAGAGACUGGAGGCAGAGACCAGGCGUGUGGAGAGCCGGCCCGGGACGAGACCCAGCUCGGGACAGGACGGGAUGGAGCAGGCAGCAGCGGGAGCCCCGAGGGCAGGGCGGGAAGCCGCGCCGCGCCGAGGAUUCGCGAAUUAAACCGA
This is a messenger RNA of Centrocercus urophasianus (Greater sage-grouse), 525 nucleotides long. Its product is annotated as C-type natriuretic peptide 2-like. Gene Ontology annotation, molecular function: hormone activity; hormone receptor binding. The transcript is spliced from 3 exons. NCBI's taxonomy places the organism in Eukaryota, Metazoa, Chordata, Aves, Galliformes, Phasianidae. The record is from RefSeq and is a predicted model, not a curated record. Gene Ontology annotation, cellular component: extracellular region. The coding region runs from base 1 to 372 and encodes 123 amino acids.